Petromyzon marinus (sea lamprey) is the source of this 5211-nucleotide messenger RNA. It is a transcript of the gene KLB, whose product is annotated as klotho beta. The record is from RefSeq and is a predicted model, not a curated record. Gene Ontology annotation, molecular function: hydrolase activity, hydrolyzing O-glycosyl compounds. Lineage: Eukaryota; Metazoa; Chordata; Hyperoartia; Petromyzontiformes; Petromyzontidae. Gene Ontology annotation, biological process: carbohydrate metabolic process.
CAAUAACUUGGUAAUAAUUGAUGAGAGCAGAGCGCCAGGGCGGACGACCUAGCGGGUCCCGCCUUGCGCGCCGCUCAGUAGCGGGGAAUGCGGUACGCGAGGUGGCGGUGUGGGCGUCAGGUAUUGAUUGGGCACUGAUGUUCACGUAACGUUAUCUACGGAGGGGUGUAUGGUGGCAGGUCUUUUACAGGGGCACGCAACGCAACGCGCGCGCGUCACGGACUGGUAUUAAUUCAGGAUUGUUCCACGAGACACGCUUAAAGCACUCGACCACGUUUGUUGGAGCGCGCAAUCCAACUUGCAGGUAAGCACUUCGGUGGACACGCACCUGUGCCUGGCAACAAGGUGGACAGCUUAGACCAUGGACAUUUGAUGCUCGCGGAUGGGACAAUGACAACGUCAAAUAUCGCACCGCUGGUCUGCCUCUUCCUGCUGCUCCAUCAGCCUCACCACCGGCGCGUCCACGCCAAGCCAGGGAACGGCAUGAAGGCUUGGGAGAAGUUCAGCUCUGGUUCCACCACGUCCCCUCCAGCCGACGAGGCGCGAUUCCCCGAGGGCUUUUCGUGGUCCGUGGGCACGGCCGCCUACCAGGUGGAGGGCGCCUGGGACGCGGAUGGCAAGGCCGCCUCCAUCUGGGACAAGUUCACCCACGGGCACCCAGAGAUGUUCGAUGGCUCCAGCGGGGACGUGGCGAGCGACGGCUACCACCACGCGGAAGAGGACGUGGAAGCGCUGCGCUGGCUCGGCGUCAGCCACUACAAGUUCUCCAUCUCGUGGCCUCGGCUCCUGCCCAACGGUUCGGCGUCAGAGCCCAGUGCGGCGGGGCUGCGCUUCUACAACGAGACCAUCGACCUGCUGGUGCGCGCAGGGAUCCGGCCCGUGGUCACCCUCUACCACUGGGACCUGCCUCAAGCCCUACAGGAGCGCCACGGCGGAUGGCUGAGCGAGGCCACGGUGGACGCGUUCGCGGAGUACGCAGAGUUCUGCUUCCGAGCUUUCGGGGACCGCGUGCGCACCUGGUUCACGGUUCACAACCCGUACGCGGUGGCGUGGCACGGCUACGGGAGCGGCACGCACGCGCCCGGGAUCAGAGACCCCGGCCUCUCUCCCUACGUGGUGGCUCACAAUCUCAUCAAGGCGCACGCCCGUGCCUACCGCAUCUACCAGCGCCACUUCAAGCCCACGCAGGGCGGCGAGGUGUCGCUGGUGCUCGGCUCGCACUGGGUGGAGCCACGGGGAGGCAGCCAUAGCCCCAACGCUGCCGCCGGCGACGGUGGAACCAGCGCAUCCAAUAUCGUCGCGUGCCAGCGCUCGCUCGACUCGGCGCUGGGCUGGUUCGCGCGGCCCAUCUUCCACGACGGCGACUACCCGGCCAGCAUGCGCAACGAGCUCGGCGCGCGUCUGCCCACGUUCAGUCUGUCCGAGCGGGACGAGGUGCGCGGCUCGGCCGACUUCUUCGCACUCGCGUUCGGCCCCACCAACUUCGAGCGGCUGGAGGCGGCACGGCGCGCAGGCCAGGAGGCGGCGUUGCGGCUGAGGCCCCUGCUCAGCUGGGUGUCACUCGAGUACGACCGGCCGCGCAUCGUGCUCGCCGAGAGCGGGUGGUUCUCGGAUGGCGAUGGGGGCACGCGUGACACCGCCAACAUGUACAUGCUCAAGAGCUUCCUGAACGACGCCCUGCGAGCCGUGCGCGAGGACGGGGUGAGGCUCGAAGGCUUCACAGCCUGGUCGCUGCUCGACGGCUUCGAAUGGGGCCACGGCUUCCGGCUGCGGCGCGGCCUGAUGCACGUCGAUUUCACGUCGCCCGGACGCGCACGCCGGCCCAAAUCGUCGGCGCGGCUCUACCGCCAGGUCAUCGCCCGCAACGGCUUCCCCGAGCCCGAGCCGCCCGUGUACGGCACGUUCCCCAGCACCUUCUCCUGGGGAGUGACGGAGGGCAUCGUUGAGGUGGAGGAGUCCCCUUCGUCGGUGCAGUUUGCCGACACGAGCGUCUACCGAUGGGACGUGCACCACUCGGGGAAACUGCUGCAGCUGCCGGGCCUCAGGAUGCAACCGCGCCUGUCGCAGUGUACCGACUUCACAAGCAUCAGGAGCACCGUGAGCCUACUGCGGCGCACCGGCGUCACAGCGUACCGCUUCUCGCUCAGCUGGUCUCUGCUGCUGCCCUCAGGAGACCCCGGGAGGCCCAACCACGCCGCACUGCGCUACUACCGCUGCCUCGCCACCGAGCUGCGGCAUCACGCCAUCGAGCCAGUGGUUACGCUGUACCACCCAUCGCACCGCCACGUGGGCCUCCCCCGGGUCCUGAAUGACGCCGGUGGCUGGCUCAAUGUCUCCGCGGUGGAGGCGUUUGCGGCAUAUGCGCGCCUCUGCUUCGGCGAGCUGGGCGGUGCCGUGCGCACAUGGCUGACGAUGAACGAGCCCAGCACGGCCGCUCACGCCGAGGGCAGCCCUGGCUCCGCCUAUGCCAGGGCUCACAACCUGAUCCGGGCACACGCUCGGGCCUGGCGGGUCUACGACGUGGAGUUCCGUGCGGAGCAGGGCGGCCAAGUGUCCCUGGCACUGCGGGCCGACUGGUACCAGGCGGCCGACCCGUUCGCGGGCGUGGACGCCGCCGCCACUGCCGAGCGCGCCAUGCUGUUCGACCUGGGCUGGUUCGCAGAGCCGAUUUUCGGCACGGGGGAUUACCCGCAGGAGGUGAGCUCUUGGAUCGCCCAUCGCAGGCAGCUCAACCUCACAGAGUCACGGGUGCCGAGCUUCACGGAAGAGGAGAAGGCGGCCGUGCGGGGAGCAUACGACUUCAUCGCACUCAACCACUUCACCACGAGGCUGGUGCUGCACGAUGAGAAGCCAGGUUCGAGCCAAGCGCUCGACCGCGCCGUGAACAUCAUCAAGGACAUGACAUGGUUGCGGUCGGCGGGCGGGCUGGCGGUGGCGCCGUGGGGGCUGCGCGCGGUGCUGGGCUGGGUGGCACGGCGCUACGGAGCCAGGGGCGCCGCCAUCCUCGUCACCGCCAACGGUGUGGACGACCGGGCCCCCUCGGACGACCGCUUGAGGGUGCUCUAUCACCAGCGCUACAUCAACGAGAUGCUCAAGGCGUACCGGCUGGACGGGGUGCGCGUGGGCGGCUACUUCGCGUGGACAUUGCGCGACAAGGUGGCCCCGCUCUCUGGACUCUACGCCUCCCCGUACUACGACACGGCUGCCAAGGCCUCGCUGGGGCGCUACCGUGCCACCAUCGCCGCUAACGGGUUCCCGGAACCGACGGGGGUCGGCGAAAUUGACGACGACGAUGGGGCGACCUCGCCCGGCGGGACGCCCCAAGCUGGCACCGUGUGCCCGGCGUGUUUGUUUUUCCGAGCGAAGGGGCACGUGGUAUUCUUCUCGAGCUGCCUGCUUUCCAGCGCGCUGCUGCUCGUCAUCUUCUGCGUCUACCGACGUAAGCGACGGAAACUCUACCCGUCGCUCAAGCGAAAGGAGAACUCGUACUGUGCUUAGUUGAUGAACGGCGUUUGUAGAAGAGCGGGGAAGGAGAGCUCACGUGUGGAUAAUAUGAAACAAAUAUCACUGCUGUGCUGUAGAACAGUUAUCAUUUAUUUAAGAGAUUGUCGACAAAAGUUCUUAAAAUUUUAUUAUGUUUGAAUUUGUUAUGCUCAGGGUGAUACAGUGCUAAGGAAAUAAUUGAUAUUUGCAAACGAUUCACCCACCGCCUCGUCCCAGCUUGGUGAGAAUUGUUACAAUUUGGGAUUGCGGUUUGAUCAAAAAACUUAUUAUUUUCGGUGGAGUUUUUACUCUGUUAUUCCUAUAAUUAUUUUUUUAAUCUUACGUGUCAAGUUUGUAUCUCGCUCAAUUAGCCUAAAUGUAAUGUUAAUUUAUCAUCCACACAUAAUUUGCCCUUAAUGUGUAAAUAAUAAUUUCUUACACAAUUCGAUGCCCGUAUGUGUUCGGUGAAUGCUACACGUGCUUUGUAAAAAAAAGACUAAUAAAACUAGCACAGUGACACAGGUAAUUGACAUAAAACACACACAUUGUUCACGCAGUCACCACUCGUGGGACUUUCAUUCCUGGGAGCUCAAGUCCACAUAUCGACAAGCAUUGACUUUGGCCCAUCACCCCACCAGGGUCAGUACACUUAGCAUCACCUCUGAUGCCUGUGGCUAAAUCAUAUGGACGGACCGGUGCCCAUCAUCAUCAUCACAGUCCAUGGGUAGAUAACCCGUCGGUGUCCGCUGCACAUUUCGUCAUGAUGGGCCACUGAACGAAAUGUGUAGUGGCCCAUCGCAGGGAUGUGAACUUUCCAUCCAUUUCUCAGAAGUCCCAAUUGAGAUAAGUACCGCCUAGCACUCGUUAGAGCACGGAAACACUUUAGACUCUUGGUUCUCUUCUUUUUUAAGUUACUGUAUAUGUUUGUAAUUUGUGUACUGUAUUUAUAUUUCAUUUUCUAGUGUGCUGUGUUAAGGGAGUACAAGACCAACACUGCUUUUUAGUUGGAACACUCAAGUGAGCGGUAUGUCCUCCAUUCUAACAACUUUUAAUUACAUAUGUUUGACAAUACUAGCUUAAAAAGAGAUACUUAUUUAAUAUUAUAAGUCGUGAGUGGCUCACGGAUGUAUUGAUUUUAAAAAGGGCUGCAUGUGGACACUCCUAAAGCAACAAGUGACACUCUAGCUAUCGAUUAAUAUACUUCACGAGUAACAUUGGCUGCAUUAAGAAAAACUGUUAUCCAUAAAUACUUUACUGAGUGUAAAUAUCAAGUACACACGUAGAUUGUAUAUUAAAAGAGCUGUUUAUAGAUAUGCGCUGGUGUAUAUCGUUUUGUACAAUAAAAAUAUGUGCAAUAUUAUAAGACAUUCUGUACAUGUGCAAAAGAGUACUGUCAAUGUAACAUCUGGCAGAUUGUUGUUAUUGAUGAGUACAAUAAACACGAUGCCUUCUGACAGUAUUUGUCCCAUGAUAUUUCACUGGGUAUAAUUUAUACUCCGUGUUGUACUCAAGUGGCGAUGGAAUGUCUCCAUUGCGUAGUUAUUGCUGCCUCUUAAAGUUACACAGCGUUAGCUGCAAUACUUCAGAAUCAAACAGUCUGCAAAUACUGCCACGCGUCCUAACAACAGAAUAUAUUAUUUAAUUAUUAUAUUAGUGUACUCUUUUGUUCAGACAUCCCAGCUGCUCGCGAAUUUCGCGAUUUUCACCUGAAGACGGACACUUGAGUUG